AUGUGCCGCUCCAAACCCUUGCCGAGCGAAGAUACGCCCUCUACUAUUCCUGUCUUAAUACCCUUCUGGGACAUGACCAAUCAUCGUAAUGGCACCAUUUCGUCAAUUUUCAAUGUGGAGACCCAAGAAAUGGAAGCAAAGGAGGACUUUAAGUAGGGAGAACAUGUUUUCAUACGUUAUAGCGAUCGUUCCAAUGCCGAGUUAAGGACUCGCAAUGGCUACAUCAAUGCCCAAAAUCACAAAGAGAGUAUGACCAUUAAACUGGGCUUAAGUUCUUCAGAUGCUCUAUACGAGAAACGCAAUCAUCUUUUGCAACUGCUCAACAUUCCAAAGACUAGUGAAUUGAAAGUUCUACCUCCACCCAAGCACAUUUCCUCAGAACUUUUAGGUUUCCUUUGCGUCUUCAAUAUGAACAAAGAACAAUUGGAUCACUGGAUAACGUCUGAGCGUUCCAUGGACCUGCUGUAUAUUGAUUGUGCUUUAGAAACUGAAUUGGACUCGAAAAUCUGGCAGUAUUUGCAGAUACGCCUAAUGCAACUAUUGAGAGCCUUCUUCAACACCCUGGAAAAUGAUGAAAAGCUAGUUGGUGGACUGAAAAAGGGUGAAAUAAAGCCAACAAGUAUCUAUAUACAGAUGAUAUUGGAGUAUCGUAUACUGACUGCUGCUUUGGAUUAUGCCAAACAAAGGACAAAAGCCUAA
Messenger RNA from Calliphora vicina (urban bluebottle blowfly), 699 nucleotides. Its product is annotated as actin-histidine N-methyltransferase-like. Gene Ontology annotation, biological process: peptidyl-lysine trimethylation; peptidyl-lysine monomethylation; actin modification. NCBI's taxonomy places the organism in Eukaryota, Metazoa, Arthropoda, Insecta, Diptera, Calliphoridae. Gene Ontology annotation, molecular function: protein-lysine N-methyltransferase activity; protein-L-histidine N-tele-methyltransferase activity. The record is from RefSeq and is a predicted model, not a curated record.